Molecule: messenger RNA, 9650 nt
Organism: Hyalella azteca
Lineage: Eukaryota; Metazoa; Arthropoda; Malacostraca; Amphipoda; Hyalellidae
Exons: 24
Coding region: 696-4997 (1433 amino acids)
Biological process (GO): multicellular organism development; protein phosphorylation; cell surface receptor protein tyrosine kinase signaling pathway
Cellular component (GO): signaling receptor complex
Molecular function (GO): ATP binding; transmembrane receptor protein tyrosine kinase activity
Source: RefSeq, a predicted model, not a curated record
AGACCGUCUAUAGCUAGUAAAUUCUCCACUCUGGCUCUCGCCCUAGUUAAACCUCUUCUAUUGUACUCUAACUUCGUUUGGGGACCAGUAUCCAUAAUAUUUUGUCUUCCAAGUUCCAAGGUCUAGUGAGCUCGAACCUAACUUGUUGCCGAGACCCAAGUGAUGUGUGCUGUGUACGCUCUUGGAAAUAUCCAGCAAUCGGGACGAGCUCAACAUCUGCAGUAAUACAACUGGGAGCAAAAGGGAUACGUACGCCGCCGUGGUACUGAUAAGAAGCCUCCACUCACCAGCACAUGCACGCAUCUCUUCCUUCGUGUGCAUUCCAUCAGUAUCAGAGGGUAACUGCGGCUAACUCUCACAAGCAAGCGGAUUUUCAACGACUCCUCUCGAAGACGAGUGAAGGAGGAACGCCGUAUAGGAGAAUAAUCUUCCUGCGAUGUUAAGGACUGCCAUCACUCCGUGACUCCAUGAUCUGUGCAAGCACUUAAAUCGGUCAUCAACUUCCUGGACUUGGCAGCUGCAUUCAAUGCGAUCUCAGCACUCGCAGGGAACCGUUUGCGUCCUUCUAUUUUUCAUCUCAACGCUGUCCUUUGAAGAGACCACAAAAAUUCUUUCUUCAUGUCUUUGAAAUGGCAUAAGAAUUUUAUGGAAUUGAAGGCCAGGAUUGUUCAUCAUUGAUUCAGGACGGCAACAGGAUGCCCAGUUAUGACUCAGCAAAUUUUAAGACGCUCUCCGCGGCGCAGAAUGUGCCAAGGAAAACCAAUGCCUUCUUCGCUGCUCAGCCGAUGCUUUUUGACAAAAAAGGUCGUCCGGCGAGAACAGAUUACUGUUCCUUUGAUGAAAAUGCCAAUGCUUUGGCCUCGAAUAAAUUCCUUGAAGGAACCUCAGACUUGAGCGACGAAUUUAUUGGUCCAAUGGGCUGCGUAACUCACAUUAGGAAUGUCGAGCGACCAACGCCAACAGGCGACCUUGACCAUGACAAGAGGUCAUUAUAUUCAUUAACGGGAACACCUAAUUACUUUAAUGUAAAUAAUACUUCAAUUCCUCUCAGUCAUGCCACGAACUGCGGACCCGACAUGACACCUCACAGGAACCAAGAUGCUACUGCAGUGACGUCCAGCUCCUCGCUCUGGUGGCAGCCGUUGUCCGUGCCGUGCCAUCAACAAAAGCCCGUAAUUUCCAUCGGUAAUUUUAAGACCCACCGCAAGAAGGUGCGGCGACGUAAUCAUGGGAGCUGCUGGUGGUUGUGGUGGUACGUGUGGCUGCUGGUGGUGCUGCUGUUGGACGUCCAGAUGGUCUACGCCUCUACCUGUUUAGGCAUCAAUCCCCCAGCUCCCAAGAAGUAUAUAUUCGACGCAAAAACACAAGUGCAACUGCAGCUCUCGCUCGCUACGUCGGAGCGCCUCUCCCAGCGCCUCGCCACAGCCAUCUUCAGGAUACUCCUCAGCGAGAAGGUUGGCUACCAGAACGUAACACAAGUGAAGUACGAGAACUGGAGCGACGCCUCGCACUUCAACAGAGAUAAUCUGUCGAUGAUCAACCUGGAGGUGUGGAUCCCGCCAGGAUCUUUCGUCAACCUGGGACCGACGACCGUCAACUGCGGAUCUCAGGGCUCCGGCGGCAGGUUCGGCUGGUACGUACGCAACGACAGCGACUUCAGCAGCCACGACCUCAUAACGGACCACUGGCGCUCCUUCAGGAACCCUGCCGUCACGAGGCUCUUCGCGCUCCAGCCGCACGAGGAGGAGAGACUGCUCGACUACACGCAUAUCAAUCACGAGUAUUUCUGCAGAAGUCCCAAGUGCAAGUCAGGAAUCUUCACGCCCCCAGAAUGCGAGAGUCGCAGCGACUGCGCAAUGCUCUUCGUGGGCAAGUUCAACUCGUCUUCGUUCCUGGAGCAACAAGUGGUGAGCCAGCGGCUGCUGGUGCGCAUCGCCUGGAUUGGCCCAAACCUCACGCCGCACUUCAUCAGGAACUUCAGGCCCAGCGACAAGGGCCUCAUGUUCUUCAGCUGGUGGCCUGGGACGCUGUCCACCCUCAGGAACGUCCUGCCCGUGUCAUUCCCGUCAUGUGUCAGUAACGAUGAUGGCUCGCACGACGCUGACUUCAGCUGCAAGUAUGAGCUGCACACGCUCGAGAAGCAUGUCUGGGUCAGCAUUAGGGAGACCGCGGCCAUCGCGUAUCAGACUGUGGAGCGCUUCCAGCUACGAGAACAAGACUACUACGACCUGCUCGAGCGCUACCGUCAGAGAACGGCUCCUACAACGCAGGACCUGCAGCCCCUGCAGUCGUACCAGGAGGGCUGGGAUGACGAUAUUGUGGCGCAGGUGGCGUGUGAGUGGCUCAGGGAGGUGGACAAGGAGACCAACCUCAGCACCUUCACUCCCAUGCACAACAACAAGAAGCCAGAGAUCUGGAUAGGCGGCAUCUUCCCUAUCAGCGAGGGGGCGCGAUACUCCUGCAAGGAGCUGGUCUAUGCUGCGAUGAUGGCGGUGAAGCGCAUCAACGACAACCCCAGCAUCCUGAACGACUACGAGUUCAAGUUGAUCUCACGCGACGGCGCCUGCAGCAGCGAGAAGGUCUUGGGUCUCUUCAUCGACUUCGUGACCAAGAGCUCGCAGGACUACAACCGACACUUCAACCAGAUGGCCGGCAUACUGGGACCGGCGUGCUCUGACACGGUCGAGCCUCUGGCGGGAGUUGUCCGCCACUUCCACACGGUCAUCAUCUCGUACGCUGCUGAGGGCGCCAUCUUCAACGAUGAGGUCAAGUACCCAUACUUCUUCCGCACCAUCCCGGAGAACAUAAUCUUCAGGUACGUGUACCUGAACCUGUUCAAGAUGAACAACUGGAAGAGGAUCGCGUCGCUGACGCAGACCGGUAACAAGUACAGCGAGUACCUGACCAGCCUGCUGGACACCUUACAACCCGAAGGCGUUUUCCUGGACAACCACAAGUUCUCGGGGGAGGCCACCGACAUGGCUAAGUACCUAACUCGGCUCAAGGACCACAACUUCCGCAUCAUCAUCGGCGACUUCUAUGACGGCAUCGCGCGCAAGGUGAUGUGCGAGGCGUACCAUCAGAACAUGACCGCUCGGCAUGGUUAUGUGUGGUUCCUACCGCGCUGGUUCACCAAGGAAUGGUACCUGCGCAACGAAACUGGCGCCGUCAAAUGCUCUGUCAGGCAAAUCAUGGAGGCCCUAGACGGCCACCUGUCCCUGGGCUACGCAUACUUCGCGUCUGACGACACCGUCUACCACGAGAACAUCACCGUACGGCAGUGGCGGGAGGAGUUGAGUAAAACCUUCGGGCUGAUGGACCGCAUCCCCGACUACGCGGGCUACACUUACGACGCCGUCUGGACCUACGCAUUCGCGCUCGACAAACUCCUCGCGGAGAACCUUACGCAUUACGCAGACCUGCACAGCAUCGGCACAAACCAGCGUUACGUGGAGAUAUUGCGGCAGACGAACUUCAGCGGUGUGUCGGGGAACCUGAACUUCAAUGGCGGCGGUUCGAGCAAGAAGGUAGCGGUUCACCUCAUGCAGGUUCGCCUCGAGGAGAACCAGAUGGUCUACAAGCGUGUGGGGGGCUACGAACCUGAAGGCGACGUGGGCCGUUUGAAGAUAGUGGAGCCCAUCGUGUGGCUGACUGAGGGAGGGGUGGUGCCCAGCGAUGGCUCCACGCUCUGCUGGCUCUCCUUCAUCAGCGAGCCACUCGACAUAACAUGCGAGGCCGCCAUCGUCAUGGUCAUGUUCACGGGCUUCGGCAUCUUUGCCGCCAUCCUCGUCGUGCUCUUCAUCGUCUACAAGAGGAGGAUCGAGAAGCUGCGAGCGCCGCUGCUGUGGCCAAAGCUUCAAGAGUGCGAGAUUCCGCGCGAGAAAAUCGUCAUGAACCGCACCAUCGGACAGGGGCAGUUCGGCACCGUCUACGGCGGGGAGGUGGAGAACUCAGACGGCGUGUGGGUGGCUGCAGCCAUCAAGACUCUCAAGGUUGGCUCGACGGACGAGGACAAACUUGACUUCCUAGAGGAGGCCAAAGUCAUGAGGAUGUUCGACCAUCCGAACAUAGUGAAACUCCUCGCCCUGUGCUGCGACAAGCAACCUAUACUCAUGGUUAUGGAGUUCAUGCUACAUGGUGACCUGAAGGUGUUCCUAUAUGUUCAUAGGGACGUGGCGUGCCGCAAUUGUCUCGUCAGGGACGACUUGGUUGUGAAGCUCAGCGACUUCGGCAUGGCACGUCAGAUCUACCACAGCAACUACUAUAGGUUCAACCGCAAAGCCAUGUUGCCGGUGCGGUGGAUGGCGCCAGAGAGCCUCGAGGACGGCCUCUUCACGACGGCGUCGGACGUGUGGUCGUAUGGCGUGCUGCUCUACGAGAUCAUCACUUACGCUAACUGCCCCUUCCAUGACUUGUCUAGCAGCCAGGUGGUCGAGAGCGUGAAGAGAGGCAACACCAUCCCAAUACCCAUCGAUGCUUCCACAGGAGUGAAGUCUCUACUUCAGUGGUGUUGGCGGAAGGACCCCGACCAGCGCAUCACGUUUGGCCACAUCAUCAAAAUCCUCACCGAAAACCCAACGAUGUUGUCCCCUUGCCUGGACGUGCCGAGCGCCUCCGUGGAGAAGACGGAUGACGGACACUCUGGUCCAAAUUUCCGUAAAAUGUCAGGUCCGGGUCGUCCCAUUGCCAGUGGGAGCAGCAACAUCCGCCCUCGCACCACCUCCCCUUGCGACUCCCUGUCAGGAGUGCACGGCGCGACUCCCGUGAGUCCGUUGAUGGAAACCGAGGCUGAAAAUGGAGAAUUCAAGUCCGUAUCUUCGCAACCCUUUUACAAAAUUUCCAACCUGGACAACGGGCAUAGGCAGAGAAGCGCUCCUGCCUUAGAACCUCUCCUGCCUAAUAAUAACUUUGUAACUCGGUACGCCCUCAUACAGAGAACCAGGUCUCCAGACCUCGCGUCCUUGGAGCGCUCGCCCACUGAACUGUCCGCCGUCUGAGCGUUUAAUGAAUUCCACCCGUGCGGACGGAGCUGGGUGCAGACUUAAGACUGUGUGGUACUGAGCAUGAACUCUCAAUAGGGCUCUCUUGGCAGUCCUACGUUCUAGGUACUCAUACAAUUUGUCAGACAUUGUAAGUAAAAUUACUCUUAUUAAGUUAUUCAAGUUACUAAGUGACACAAGUCUCAGUUAUAAGCAACUCUGACCGGUUUUUCAGUAACGCUUAUACAUUCGGCGAACUAUUCCGGACAAAUUAUCUCUGCAAGCUCGUCCGAAUGAGAUUCCUAUCACGAAGAAUCAAAUGACUAUAAAAUAAAUUGGGUAUGAAGCACUCGUGAACAAGCAAGCCUAAAGCAACUAAUGCUGAUGUGAGUUCAGAGUUCUAAAGUAUUUAUUAACAAUUUCCCUACGCGAUCAAUUUUAUUUCUCUUCUUCAGCCGAAUCGGUUCAUAAAAUGUGGAUUAACAGUGAAAUUUUACCAAGCUUGAUCAAGGUUCACGUGUCACCAUUGAUGACUCGUAUUUUUUAUAACACCUAAUGAGGGUCUAGCAAGCGAGAAGUUGAAGGGAAAUUGAAAUGAAGUUCGCUUAUCCAGUUGAGAAGGUGUGCGUUGAAACUUCCUUUUUCUUGUACAUUGAGCUGCGAAACGAGGCUCUUGAUAAGACCUUGUAUUACGUUGCACUAAGUAAUUUCUCUGUUCAGCAAUACAUGUAAUAAUGUGUGGUUUGUAUUCAUGUUCUGUGUAGCGCUUGUGCUAAACAUGUUCUGGCGCUAGGGCAGCUUCGCCUGUGCUUAUAACUCGUUCAGCUUUUGGCUUAAUGAAAGGGAUUCUUUCAGUUUACUUAGUCUGUGCAAUAAUUUAUUGUGUUAGUGAAUGAAAGAAACAUCCGAAGAGCAACUCCUAAGAAUAGUUGAAGAGCAACUCCUUAAAGGCACUAUUCCCUGUGCAGUUUCUAAGACAUUUCCUCACAUAUGGAAGGGGGGUGGCAUGUGGUUAACAUAACCAUGGUUGCAGCAACGAGAUUCGGGGUAAGGGAACCGCUGAGAUAAUAACUAUAUUGAUAGAUAUAGUUAUUAUUUAUAACUAUAUCUAUUAACUAUAGUUAAUACAUUUUAUAUUAACUAACUAUAACUAUAUUAAUAGAUGAUUUUCCAUUAUGAAAGAAUUCCCAGCUAUUUUACAUGGGGAGUUUAUAUAGAUAAGUUAGUGAUCAAUUUAUGCCUGUCAACGUAAUACCUCAACAUGCCUGGAAGUUAUUGACAGAAACUGUAGUGUUUUAGAUGAUAUUUCCCUCCGGUGCUUCUGUGACAGACCGACGGACCUUCAAGUCCCGAGUCUGUCAUAUCCAUUCUAGUCUGCGGUGCAAAAAUUCAGCUCGAACCCUAGCGCGAUUGUGACCGUUUCCUGCCAGAUAGCAAUUGUUUUCAUACAGAAUCGUUGAUGUAGUUAAAUAACUCCCAUCGAGCUAUUUUUGUUACUUGUGGACGCAACAAUUAGGAGGCCAUCUGCGUAUUUGUAGUAAUUGUUUUAGAGUAACGUUCAAUUUUGUGUGUGAUGUUCAUUAGAUGUAAUUUGGAAAUGAAUUUGUGGUUCGUGUUUUAUUGACGAUAUUUUGUGCUUGUAACCAAAGACGCUGAACGAUGCUCUACUGAGAACGUUCUCCGCCGGCCUCGGCCUCUUUAUGUCAAUUCUCAACUGCUGAUGAAUCUAUUCUAUUAAUCGUGGACUCAUUUAUUCAAGUAAUUCAAACCGUAUUAAAUAUUUUAUACAUGAUGUAAAUUUUCUGUAGAACAAAUGAUCUGUUUUGAACUGUGUAAUCAAAAGCUCGACGAUACCGAAGAUGGUCUCAUGGCAGUCAUAGUUCGCAUGUAUAAUUCUCUAGUUCUAAGAAGCGUUAUUUUUGUAAUUUUACUAUAUCAAAUCGCUCAACCAGGAGUCGUAAAGGUUUAAUUUACAUAUUGAAUCGCUGUCGUUCUGUUAAGAAUCGUGGAGAAAACUUGUGCCACGCAACCGAAUAGUUUUUACACUCUUGAGUUCUUCGGUUAUGACCGAGGCACAUUACGCUCUUCUUCUAAUAUGACGGUAUAUAUUAACUCCGUGAGCUUCAUGAUCUACAGCACAGACUUAUUUCUGACUUUUUACCGGAGCUAGAGUGGAUAUGUGUUAAAUUAUUUUAUACGUGGCCGGAUUUAGCCGUCACCACCCAGCAGUCAUGCGGCAUUUUAAACCGUAAUGCCUUCAAAUUUUUGGCCUAUCAAUUUUGCCUGGUGGAUCUACGUUAUCGCAGUCAUUUUUGAUUCAAUGAUUAUGCUUAGUUGUCCGCUCAGAGGACUGCAAACAAAGAAAUUUGUUGAAAUAAUGCCUUAGGGUCUCGUGGGAGAUUUGUAAUAUUGAAGCGUGCAAUAAAAUGGUCGAUUAGUUGAGCAUGGUUCGGUGCCUAUUGUGGUUGGGUUUUCUCCAAAUUUGUAUGUAUAUAUACAAAAUGAAAAACGUGCGAACUUUCUGUUAUGCACUGCACUAUUUUUAUGAUGUAACUAAUAUUUCCUAAUCUCUACUGUUAACUAGGUGAAUUAGAUUUAUUCUUCGUGAGUUUUCAUUCAAUGCACGUAACGAAUUCUCGUUGCGUACACUAAUCUAAUGGCUAAUAUAAGUAAUGAAUUGGAAACAUUGUGACAUUUUUCAUUAAGUUUAAAGUCAUUAAUGUCACCUUUUCUUGAACGCGAAGUUUAGAAUGCUGUUCACGCACGAUAUGCUCACGUUUGAAACAUGCCAAGUUAAGUGUCGCCUGUGAACAUUCUGGACUGCGUUCCGUGUACUGCUGUGUACUGUGAUGGCUACUUGUACAGUUUCUGUACAAGUAGCCAUCAGAUUAUUAAGCGUUGCUGUUAGGUUUGAGGACUUGCCGCUGCAAAUAAUAUUCUAAACGCGCAUGAGUCCUCCGCGUAAAGAACUAAUAUUUGCGUAGGGAACUUUUAAAUUUUAUUUAAAGCUGAUGGAAACACUUUCAAAUUCCGUCAGGUCGACUUGUCAUAUUGUAGAUUAAUUUUUUCAAUUGACGAACGGUGCUGGAAUAGGUCAUUAUUAGCACUCGCUGCUCACACGACCCGAAACUGUGCCAGACUUUUCAUUUAAGUACAACAAUUUCUAGAAGUACAAUCUAAUAUAUUUCUUGUUGAAGACGUAACACUACGUAGCAUUACCGACUUGGUAGCAGUGAUUAAUUACAUGUAAUUAAGGUCGAAUAAUAAAAUACUUUUUACCGAAUUAGACUCCGCAAAGUGUCUUACCUACGAGAUUAGGUCUAUAGUUCAUAGCGUAGUCUGGGUCCCGUACUCGACAGUUAUUAGGUUGGUCGUCGGUUUCAUGAUGAUUGCCAGGCCGGGUCUACUCUGGCCCGUUAGGGUCUAUGUGGCCCGCUAGGGUCACAGUAAACGUCUAUUUUUUCGCCUGAUGGACCUACAAUGAUGGUUAACUUAUUGAAAAAUUAGUUGGUGGUUAACCUACGGUGUCAUAAUUUUUGAUUCUACAAUACCUGGACUCUGGCUUGCGUCCGGCAUUUAUAAUGCGACGUGAAGCUAAAUAAGAUAACGUUUGGCAGGACUCACCUCAAUACUUGCUUUCAUUUCAUUUUGUUUUCUGAUCAUGCUGCAUUGUUGAAAUUAUUUUGUUAGGUUUAUGUCGCAGGAUUUGGUGAUAUUCUUCUCAUUAUUAUUGGAAAGAUUUAUGCUGCCCGUAGAUAGUUCAGAAAAAGUUUAGUGUGCACUUCUAGUGCCAAUUGCUUGGUGCUGUUAUAAUUAAUAAUAAAUGGAGUGUCUGCCAAGGCCAUGUGUUGUAUGGUGCCGCAUGAAAAGUGAAUUAGUGUUCCAAUAUUUUGCAUAAAACAUAUAAAUCAAAAUACGUUUAUUGUGCUCCAGCUGGGCGCAACGUAUCGCUCAAGUAAAUAUAUGUUAUUUUCGUAAAAUUGUGUAGUAUUUUUUCGAUGUUCCACGAUAUUUUUGUGUUUUAAUUAGACAUGAUUUUUAUAAACAUUUCACAUUUUCAUACUCGGUACGUAUUUGCACUGAGGUGAAACUAUAUUUAUUAAAAUAAUAUAUAGUUAUCGCAAUAUUUUUAGGUAGAUGUGCGAAACAGAAGGUGUCAGGAUGCCGGUAUCGUUGUGAUUUUUGUAUAUUAUAACUUCCACUAUGUAGGAAAAAAAGCGGCAACCACACUCGAUGUGAAGCGAUCUUCAGGAGAUAGGCAAGUGGAAAAAUGUGUGGGAUUUAUUACUUUAAUUGUAUGUGAAUUGAUAUCACUUAAAAUCUACAAUUAACUAAAAAAAUAUGGAGAUCAGUGUUGUUUCGUGACUGAAAAAUAACUUAGUAUGUAUGAUCGAUCUAUUGAUCUGGUGUAAACCGGUGAAGAUAUCCGGAUAUUUCGGAUUCUCGUGUGUGUUUGUAGACGCAGUGCUAGUGUCAGGUGUGCAGCUUCUUUCCAUUGUCAUUGCGUUGUGCAGUGUAUUCAUUUGCUCAAAAGUGUGUAGAGGUAGUCGAAUACAGUCGGUAUACAGCAUAAUAAUCGAAAUGAUUGUGGUGCUUUAAAACUCGUGUAACAAAUGCGUCUACGUUUAGAAACCUCUGCUCUGAGUUUUUAUUAUAAAAUUAUUGACCGUG